AUGGACACCGCAGCCGGCCCUGACGAGCCGCCGGCUGCACUUGCAGCGGCCGCGGUCGAAUCGACAGAGAGCAUCGAAGCCUCAGAGGGGCUGGCCCUCGUCGAAGCUGGCGACAAAUCCAAGGAUGGCGCCACUCCCGAUGGCAACGGGAGGGGCGGCAUGUACGAUCCCAAGAGUCACGGCAUCCUUAAGCUUGAGACGCUGCCCGAUGACCGCGUGCGG
Ostreobium quekettii is the source of this 222-nucleotide messenger RNA. Lineage: Eukaryota; Viridiplantae; Chlorophyta; Ulvophyceae; Bryopsidales; Ostreobiaceae. The record is from the annotation of a GenBank genome assembly.